AUGGCAUUAGAUAAUGGUAUCCUCGAAGUGACUUUUUCGACCCCUGCCGGAAUGAUCACCGGAAUCAAGUACAACGGCAUCGAUAAUUUGCUGGAAUCGGACUACACAGAAGAUAACCGAGGGUAUUAUGACAUUUACUAUAACAAAAAGGAAAGUACACAGGACACUAUCGAUAAGCUCGAGGGAACAAGCAUGAGUGUCGUAAAACAAGACGAUGAUGGAGUCGAGAUCUCGUUCGUGAGAACAUGGAACACUUCGAAAUCCGGGCUUCCCCUUAAUAUCGACAAAAGGUUCGUAAUGCUUCGCGGUUCCUCUGGAUUUUACUCUUACGCGAUUCUCGAGCGAUUGGAAGAUUGGCCGGCUGUCAUCCUCUCUCAAGGCCGCAUCGCAUUCAAACUUAACGACGUGUUCGAUUACAUGGCAGUGUCUGAUGACAGACAAAGGAUAAUGCCGACAACUGAAGAUCGCGAGAGAGGUCAGCCUCUCGACUUUCCGGAAGCUGUUCUUCUCACUAAUCCAUCCAAUCCUUCCCUCAAGGGAGAGGUUGAUGACAAGUAUCAGUAUUCUAGCGACAACAAGGACUGUCGUGUGCAUGGAUGGAUAUCAACGAACUUUCGUACCGGGUUUUGGGUAAUCACACCAAGCAACGAAUUUAAAACGGGUGGGCCCGUUAAGCAAGACCUCACCUCCCAUGCUGGCCCGAUUUCGCUAUCCAUGUUUUUUAGCACUCAUUACACUGGAAUUCCUUUAGCACUAUCAUUUGGCGAUGGCGAAACGUGGAAGAAGGUGUUCGGGCCGGUUUUUAUCUACGUAAACUCAGUUUCAAGUGGUGACGACCCACUUAAACUUUGGGCCGACGCCAAAGAACAGAUGCUCAUAGAAACACAAAGCUGGCCAUAUGAUUUUCCGGCCUCGGCUGACUUCCUUCCUGCCGAGCAGCGUGGUGUAGUGAGUGGUCGAUUACUUGUUCAAGAUAGCUACAUCAGUGACAAGUUGAUGAAUGCAAACAAUGCUUAUGUCGGGUUAGCUCUACCGGGCAAACCUGGAUCAUGGCAACGAGAAAAUAAGGGCUGUCAAUUCUGGACUGAGACUGAUGAUUUGGGGUACUUUGUAAUCACCGGAAUACUGCCCGGUAAAUAUAGCCUAAAUGCUUGGGUCCCUGGAUUUAUCGGCGACUAUAUGCUCGAAUACGUGAUCAACGUUCAAUCAGGAGGAGAAAUUAAGCUUGGACAUAUUACAUUUGAGCCUCCGAGAAAUGGGCAUACCCUGUGGGAAAUCGGCAUUCCUGACCGUACGGCUGCUGAAUUUUUCGUGCCCGAUCCAAUUCCAGGACUCAUGAACCAAUUAUACCGUGACCAGUCAGACAAGUUCCGACAGUACGGAUUGUGGGACAGCUACACGAAUUUAUACCCAGAGCACGAUUUAGUCUACACGGUAGAAACGUGCAAUUACCAGACAGAUUGGUUCUUUGCUCAAGUUAACAGGAAAACCGGCAAAACAUACGUACCGACAACAUGGACAAUUAAGUUUAACCUGACAGACGUCGUGAAUGAUACAUCUGCAAGCUACACCCUCCGAAUCGCAUUGGCGUCGGCUACUGAUGCUGAAUUACAGGUACGGAUUAAUGAUGCGUCGAAAUGGCCAUUUUUUAGCACGGGUUUGAUAGGGAAGGACAAUACAGUUGCACGGCAUGGAAUUCAUGGGCUUUACUGGCUAUACACUGUGAAUAUACCGGCUUCUAAGCUAUUCGCCGGCUCUACCAACGCUAUCUACUUGACACAAUCGAGAGGAUGGAUUCAGUGGAGGAAUGUGAUGUACGAUUAUCUGCGUCUCGAAGCUCCUUAUACGAACAAUACUCAGACGUGA
Messenger RNA from Striga hermonthica, 1866 nucleotides. The record is from the annotation of a GenBank genome assembly. Lineage: Eukaryota; Viridiplantae; Streptophyta; Magnoliopsida; Lamiales; Orobanchaceae.